GUGAUUGAUUUUUAUUUUUUUUGGGCGUUGGUUGGUUUCUAAGAGCGAGACAUGAGCAUGAAAGAACUUGUUGAGAAAAUAUCAACAGAUCCUCUAUUUAUCCAGUUAGCUAAGCAGCAUCAAGAAGUGAUGAACCUUCAGUUCGAUCCAGAACGGUUAACUAACGAAAUGCAAAGCAUGAACGAGUUCGUUCGUAACCACUUGGUGAAGUUGGUGGUAGUAAUAUAAGCUCUUUCGUAGGUGCAUGCAUGAACCUGAUAAUUGAUGAUACUCUCCUUGUUUGUUUUUGUUUUCUUUGUUUUGUUUCAGUUUCCGCAGUUGUCUCCGUCUCUGGAGACGUUAGGGAGACCUGGAGGAUUCGAGAAAUAUGCUGAGCUUACAACUCGAAUGAAGAAAGAUUCGAAUUGAUACCUAUACUAGCUGAGAUAGAUGCUACUGGUCCCCCUGCUAUGUUGAAGUAAGUGUUGUAUUGUAUCAUUCAUUAGUAACUUUUUAGGGUUUCGUUUAUGUGUGUGGAAGGAACUUGUUUCCGGUUUGGUUAGGUUUUGGAAUGAUGAAGACGUGUUGCAAAAGCUAAGUAAAGUAAUGGUUAUUGCUGCUCAUGAUGAGACUUCUGAUGUAGAGGGUGGUAAUGAAUAUGACGAAGUGUCCCAAGGAAGGAAAGCGUUACAGAUUAUAUGUGAGUAUGAAAAGAUGAAACAUGUUAGAGUUCUACUGGAUAAAAAACAUGUGUUCAAAAGGCUCGAUGAAGCAAUGGGUAUUGUUCAUAAGACUGCUACUUCCGGUGAUGUGGAGGGUCUGAUGAAAACUUCAUUGGCUACUGCGGAAAAAGAUGAAGAAGACUCCGAGGGAAGGACAGCACUGCAUUUGGCUUGCUCGUUUGGCAAGGUUGCAUGUGGUUUUAACUCAACUUACAUUGGUUGAGUCUGUUUCUAGGUCAAAUGUGCUAAAAUUCUUCUGGAAGCUGGAGAAAUCUAAACGCGGUUGACAAAAACAAGAACACACCGUUGCACUAUGCUGCUAACUGUGGGAGGAAAAAGUGUGUUAAUUAGCCUUCUCCUAAAGAAAGGUGGUACAGUGUAAGUUUGCAACCAAAACAAAAAAAAAAAAACUCUGUUUCAAACAACUUAAACUGGUUUUAUA
This is a messenger RNA of Camelina sativa (false flax), 1143 nucleotides long. The record is from RefSeq and is a predicted model, not a curated record. NCBI's taxonomy places the organism in Eukaryota, Viridiplantae, Streptophyta, Magnoliopsida, Brassicales, Brassicaceae.